Molecule: messenger RNA, 789 nt
Organism: Zychaea mexicana
Lineage: Eukaryota; Fungi; Mucoromycota; Mucoromycetes; Mucorales; Lichtheimiaceae
Exons: 4
Coding region: 1-789 (262 amino acids)
Source: RefSeq, a predicted model, not a curated record
AUGCUACGACUGAAACGAUCAUUGAUCGACGCGAAAAGAGGCGAUAAUGAUGAAAGACAGACCAAAGACGAACGCGAAAUGAUCAAUUCCAACAUUUUCCCGAUAUCCUACGACAGCAUUACUUCGCUUCUUGCUAUCUCAGUAUACGAUGCGUAUAUCUUUGGACAAACGUUCGACGUACCUAGCAUGAACCUACUACCAAUGGUACUUGACUACAAGUGGAUUGGAAAAGAAUGUUUAGGCUUAAUCUUGCGGUUGGUUGGAAAUGCACAGCGAUUUGCUCAUGUGGAUAAAGGCCUGUUCUUGCUGAUAUUCUUGGCAAAGCACGUGGACAUUACCAUUGAUGUCCAAACUCUCACUGAGUCUCAGUUACCUGGUCCAUUAGUUGGGCACCAAAACUUUGAUUUGAUCCAAGGGCUCCAGGUGAUGUCGUCUGUUGCAGCCAUGUGUCCCAAUGCUGACUUGCGCUAUGCUGCGUAUCAGCUGAUAUCCUGCUUCAUCAACAUGUGUGCUAACGACGCGCAAUUAUUUGUCUUUAUGGAACUUUUUGACAGCUGCCCAUUGGAGACAAUGCGGGCUGCUGCUGUUGGUUUGCUCAAAAACCAGAUUUGUGAACAAAACCUUUUUAAUUCCAAUGUCAUUGCCGACAAGCUCUUCCCUCGACUUUUUAAAAAGCCCAACACAUCUACUCUAUGGGACAGAUACGGAUUUGAAAUGCAGGUGCUCAAUCUAUAUCUGUAUCUUCUCAUUCGCGACAAACCUCCAAGCAGGGUAAGGAAAAAGGAAUAA